Lentinula edodes (shiitake mushroom) is the source of this 3265-nucleotide messenger RNA. RefSeq lists its product as uncharacterized. Bases 368 to 3037 code for a protein of 889 amino acids. NCBI's taxonomy places the organism in Eukaryota, Fungi, Basidiomycota, Agaricomycetes, Agaricales, Omphalotaceae. The transcript is spliced from 4 exons. The record is from RefSeq and is a predicted model, not a curated record.
GCGAUUAUGGAGGUCCAAACAUUACAUGUUUAUGUUUAUGUUUAUAUCAACAUUAUGCCGUUAUUUCCAUGAUUACUUUCUCUUCCGUCAAUUUUGUCUUUCAGAUUUUAGUCAGUUUGAAAGCAUCCAAAGCAGCUGAGAGCAUCAACAACACUGAGAGCACUCAACAGAUACUUCAUGACGAGAUUUUUGCUGGGAAGCAUUGGGAAAUGCUGGGAAGUGCUGGGAAAUUUUUACUCGAAAAUCCAGGUUUUGCAGAUGCAGAGAGCCUUGGACACCGAAUGUGACAGUUACAGAGGAAACACUGAACAGGAUAAGGAAUUUAAACAUACCGAGAUCUUGUUAUCCAUAUAGCCACCUUCCUGACAUGCUGUCGCAUCGACUGGGUCGAUUCCAAAACGACACACAGCUGAAACAGAGAAUGAAAGCAUUGUUUGGCUCAAAAACCCACAAGAUCUUCGUGAAUACAUCUGGGGCCGGAAAAACCAGACUCGUCAUAGAACAUCUUUGCACCAAUUGGGGCUUAUAUCUCACCUGCCAUGAUGAUUCCCGUGUUGGCUCGAAAGAUAUGUCCGCUGUUAUCUCGAGCAUCAAGAACAGCCCUUCAUUUAGGAAGAACCUUCCUCCUUCCCCCAGUCUUGAAGCUGUUGGCAAAGAUAGCGGUCAAUGGAUGUAUGAGUUACAAGAGAAGUUGGAGCAUUUCUCGUCUACCCCUGAAGGAAACGAGUUUUCGCACGCCCUCGAAACUAACAACCAGCUUGUCUCAUGCGAGGUGCUCAGUAUGUUACUGGCUCGUUUUUACAUUUUGCGACAAUUCCUGGUGACUUUGAUCGAAAUGGGGGAAGAUAUCACACAACCAUUGCACAUACAAAAUUGGUUGCAAAUUCAACUUCAUCCCAAUCUUUUGUUGCAACCGGAUGAAUCGGGAGACAUUUUUGCUCAGCUCAGAGAAAAUAUUGCGAGGAUCAUUGACUUUUCUCUGCCCAUAAACGAGAUUGUCUUGAAGAGUUUGUUAGCAGAUGUCCUGGUCGAGGUCCGGUCGAUACUUCCCUCCGAUCUUGUAAUUGCGCUCGACGAGUGUCAGUUUGCUGCACGCGAUUUGAGGAAUGCUUUUCGCUCGGAUAACUGGACUUCAAAACGACCACUCCUACGCCAGAUAGCGAAAUGCUUAAAUGAUAUAUUCAAUGGCGCGUUGAAGUUUAAAGUUCCUCGAGCUAGCUUUAUCUUCACAGGGACAGGUUUAUCCAAAAAUGACAUAACCGAUGCGUUGUCAUCUGUUGUUGCAAAAACAGAAUUGUGUAAAGAGGUGAAUGAUACUGGGGCAUUCAACGACAUUCACAGUCAGCAAAAAUACAUCGAAGAAUAUUUUCCUCCACAUAUAUGGCAAAGCGACAGGUUUCCACGACUUUUGCAACGGAUCUUUCGCUGGCUUCGAGGAAGGCACAGGUUCACUGCAGAAUAUAUAUCUGCUGUAUUGCAGAACGGGUAUAAUCAUCUUGACAAGCUUCUCAACGCGUACAUCUUUAGUCUGACUGGUUUCGAGCCCACGGAUUACAAUGGGGACGAAAUAAUUCCAGAAUUGAUUGAUUUCCCACAUCGGGCAUUCAUCUUCGAAGCGGUCAACGUCAAGAUGAAGGAAAAGAUCAAAUCAUUGUGUUACGACUACCUGUUGAGAUCAAGACUAGACGGUUGGCUAGGCAGUGACGAGAACGAGUACAUCGCUCACGGCUUUGCAAGGGUCAACAUUUCUGAAGGACGAAAACUCAUCAGAAUCGAUGAACCUCUUGUCAUGAUGGCCUGUGCGAUGUGGUUCAAUGGAGGUCCUGAGUCGGAUGCACACUCGCUGUACAAAUAUGUAGCCAAUCGCAUUCAGGAUCACAAUCCCUCAACCGGUCGAAAUGGAUUUGAAGAAUUCAUUUGCUUCUAUCUUCAGCAGGUCUUUCAAAAACCUCGAAGACUGGGCCAAGUUUUUGAUUUGCCGGAUAAAGAGAAUCCGCAGGUGGAGAGUGCACUCGCCCAAAAGCAAGCAACUUUGGUGACUCUUCACAUAGAUGAAGUUGGAUCCAAGCGUAAGCUCAUGGAAGGGACAACUGAUAUUCGAAACAUAGGUGAAGCAAAACUUCCAGGUGCACUCGGCCUAGGAAUUAAGUCCAUGAAGGAGUGUAUUCCUUUGAUUGACUGGGUGAAGUUGAAGGGACAUACAGCAUUUUGUUUUCCAAUGAAUGAAAUGGGGCCUGACAUUAUGUGCUUCCUCAAACUGGAGGACGACCAGGGAAAACCGGAAGACUUCACUUACAUAUGUCUCGCUAUCCAAUGCAAAUUUCAUCAAGUGGAUGGGGAACUUGAACCUUCCACGCUCAAGGAUGCAAUUGCUACGGUUACUCCUAGGAAGUUUUUUGCACCACGACACGUCAAAGACACUGACGAAGCAGCAGAGCGUGAAGAAAAAAGGAAGGAAACACGUAAAGGUUUCUUAUGCGCCCUCGAAGAAUUUCCACGCAGGGACCCGUUGGCUGGCAAGUACGGCGUGAUGCGUAUUAUUUGUGGCUUUCCUGUGAGGGUCAAUCUUGGCACUGUAUUCUACCAGCACAAGGGACAGGGAAAGGCACCAAGAUACAUACUGGACCCAGAUGAAGAAGAUGGACAUCCUUUAGGGAAGCUGAACGAAGAAUUCUUAACCGCAGAGACCGCGCAUAUCCAUCCUACCGAUCUCCUUGGAGUGAUCAAAGCGCGUGCGCAAAAAGCAAAAAAGAAUGGGAAAAGCUUCUGGAGUACAUUUGACCCAGCUGUUUUGUGGUCAGAUUCUGAAGAAGAAGAGGAAGAAUCACAGAACAGACUGCGGAGGAUAUCCGGAGGGGUCCGGAAAAAGUCCUUCGACAAGUUCGAGUUGGACGAUCAUUCGCGCAUGAUCAUUGACAUGUUAGACUCAGACUAUGCACAAUGUCGAGGGUUGGACCUGCCGCCUAGAGCGCAAAAGCGUAAGCGCGAUUUUUCAGAGAGGUAUCUGGAUUACUAUGAAGGUGAUAAUGAGGACUAGUAUUACUAGUUAGUACUCGUCCCCUUUAUGUAAUUCAUAGGCGCCCGUUUAUCGACGAAGUCGCUCUCUGAAUAUUGUUCCUAUCGUUUUCGAGGUACAUAUGUACAUAAUAUUUUGACAACGAUUCCAGACCUUUCCGGACAGAGUGUGCAUCGGCGCAUGAAGAUCCUGUGAAAACUAUUCGAAGACGGACGACAGUUUUAACCGGCGUGGGAGACUGCGCAGUAC